GCCUACAGUUGCGUAAAACCCGGUGUAACAUGCCCGUCUACAAACGCUAUUGAUUGAAUUCUACAUAAACUACAGUGCCUGACCUGAUUAUUGCACGUGUGUGCGAACAGUUGUUAUAACUGUGUAUAACGGGGGCAUUGACUGGGAUUGAGGAUAAGUAUCCGAAAAGAAAUGGUGUUAAAGGUGUCAGUAAGUGUUGUAUGGACAUUAAAGCUGCAUUGAAAGGAAGAAAAUAGUAAUUGUGCAGAAUAAACAGGAUGAUUAGAAGCAAUGAUUCUCUUGACAUUAAUUCUGGAUUUAAUGGAGAUGUCAUUGAUUCAAAAGACGUGCCAUGGUGGACGUCUUGUCGUUUGCGUCUUGCUAUUCUGGGAUUUUUUGGAUUUGUCAAUCUUUACGCUCUCCGUGUUAACCUCAGUGUGGCCAUUGUGUGCAUGGUCAACGGCACAGCUGUCCACUUGAAGUCCGAGACUCCGCCAGUUGAAACAAACUCUUCAGUUUCAUGGAAUCAGCAUUUCGAUAGCAGUUGCGGACGCAUUUCUUCAGACAAUGAUACAUCGGUGACGAGAAAAUUUCAGGAUGGUAACAUAGUGUGGGAGAAGACAACACAGGGCCUAAUACUAGGUUCCUUUUUCUGGGGUUACCUGGCAACGCAAAUUCCAGGAGGCUGGGUUGCUGCUAAGUUUGGUGGAAAGAGGGUGUUGGGCCUUGGAAUGGCGAUCUGCUCUCUAUGUACAUUCGUGACUCCCAUUGCCGCCCAGACCAACUACAUAUUUCUGUUGGUCGUCAGAGUUUUAAUGGGCAUUGCAUCGGGCGCAGUUUUUCCCGCCAUGCACACAAUGUGGGGUAAAUGGGCCCCUCCAUUGGAACGAAGCAAGCUGACUGCAUUUACAUACGCAGGAUCUCAGGCAGGAAUCGUAUUAACUUUCCCAAUCUCGUCUCUGUUGUGUAAAUACGGAUUCGCCGGAGGGUGGCCUUCCAUAUUCUACACCCUGGGUCUGGUGAGUAUAAUUUGGGUGGUACUGUGGAUGUUGUUAACCAGUGAUUCACCAGAACAGCACAAAGGGAUAUCUACUAUAGAAAAACAGUACAUUCUACAGUCUCUUAGAAAGACCACCCGUCAAGGGAAUACCAUGGAUCUUAAUGUUCCUUGGAGAAGCAUAUUCACAUCAAUGCCAGUGUAUGCAAUUGUUUUAUCCAACUUUGCUAGUGAUUGGGGAGGAUACACAUUUCUUACUAACAUUCCUAGCUACAUGAAAGAGGUUCUCAAACUGGACAUAACAUCGAAUGGAUUCUAUUCUGCAUUGCCCUAUAUUGGUUUCUGGUGUGUAGUAAAUGGUGCUGGGGUGCUUGCGGACUUCACACAAAAAUAUCUUACCACGACGAUGACUAGAAAGAUCUUUGAAUUCUCAGGUAAAGUUAUGCCAGCCUUGUUACUAAUAGGCCUUGGGUACUUAGAUUGUACAAUGAAGAGCCUGGCCAUUGCACUGCUGACUUUAGGGGUCAGUUUUUCUGCAUUCCAGUACAGCGGCUUCCUUAUCAAUCACAUGGACAUUGCUCCAGCUUAUGCAGGGAUAUUGUUUGGAAUUUCUAAUUCUUGUGGAGCCAUUUCUGGUUUUAUAUCACCUGCUGCUGUGGGACUUAUCACAGAAAAGCAUCAGAGUCGAUCCGAGUGGCAAAAAGUGUUCUUUAUAGCGGCAGCGGUAUACCUUUUCAGUGCUUUCUUCUACUUGAUAUUUGGCAAGGGGGAGCCGCAGAACUGGGCCGUGGAAGAUACGACGUUAGAAAUGGAAGAACUGAACACUAAGAUAGAGAAGCGGGAUAAUUAUGAAGAGUGACAUUUUUUUCGUAGAGGGUGUGUUUCUAUUCACUGGAAGAGGCCGAAGGAAGCAUCGCGUCGCCACCGCAAGGGACCCAUGCACGUGGGCACCGCCUGUCCUAGCCGCUUAGGAAUCUUAAGUCGUCUGUAUGUGAUUGUUGAAGGCCUACAUGUGACAUGAUCACAAAGGUCCGAAUCUCUGCAUCUUCUCCAGGUACUUCGGACACGUACGAAAACAUAUGGAGAUCGACGUUUGGACAAGGCUGCAUCGAGUCUCUGGAAUUUUCUGCCUUUUAAACUCAGACAAUGUACUUCAUUGUCUAAUUUUAAAGUGGACCUCAAAACGCAUCUCUUUAGAUUAGCUUUUAAUUUGUGAUUAUUUUUAUAUACUUAGUGCUCUUACAUACAGCUCUUACAGUGCUGUUAACAAAACAAAAAACAAAAAACAUGCUGUUUGUUAUUAUACCUAUGUCCUUUUUAUGUAUUUAAUUAUUCCUAAGUGUUGUUUUAAAUUGUUUCAUAUGUUAUUAGGGUAAUCAUACCAUUACAUUGGCGCUAUAUAUUAAUAAUAAUAUUUAUGCAUUUUAAUUCUGACACUAUGAAUAUUUUAUUCACAUGUAUGUGCACAUCGAUUUUAUAUUAUCUUUUCUUUCAUAUUUGUAAAGCGCUUUAGAGAAGUAAUGUUGAUAGGGCGCUAUAUAAUUUUUUUAAUUACAA
Molecule: messenger RNA, 2533 nt
Organism: Ostrea edulis (European flat oyster)
Lineage: Eukaryota; Metazoa; Mollusca; Bivalvia; Ostreida; Ostreidae
Product: sialin-like
Exons: 10
Coding region: 258-1835 (525 amino acids)
Biological process (GO): transmembrane transport; monoatomic anion transport
Molecular function (GO): transmembrane transporter activity
Source: RefSeq, a predicted model, not a curated record